Molecule: messenger RNA, 1419 nt
Organism: Ogataea parapolymorpha DL-1
Lineage: Eukaryota; Fungi; Ascomycota; Pichiomycetes; Pichiales; Pichiaceae
Exons: 1
Coding region: 1-1419 (472 amino acids)
Biological process (GO): RNA polymerase I preinitiation complex assembly; nucleolar large rRNA transcription by RNA polymerase I
Cellular component (GO): RNA polymerase I core factor complex; RNA polymerase transcription factor SL1 complex
Molecular function (GO): RNA polymerase I core promoter sequence-specific DNA binding
Source: RefSeq, a predicted model, not a curated record
AUGAGCUCUGGAUACGUCCGAGGGCCGCAGUGUGGGGUGGACAAUUGCACCUCGAACCUGUGGAAACGAAUCGACGGGCGAAAUGUCUGUUUUUACGGACAUGUGAACGAAAACGACAUUGAGAUAGAUGAUGAGGAAGAUCAGCUGGACAAACAAACAAUGGGCACCUAUUCGCGACGUUUGCGAAACGUCGCUGGCCUCACAAACACAGCCGCAAAAGACCUUCGAAGCCAGCAGUUUCUGCAAGAGCAGCAGCGAGACUAUGCACACGGUAUGGAAUUACGCAAGCUUCUUGUGCAAUGUUUACAGAUCAUCCUGAUGAGACAAACUGAGACCCUCGAGGACAAGCUCAAGCUUCCCCAAGGAUACCAGUCGGUGGUAAAGCGGUACUGGGCAAUAUACCUUCUUCACAAACAUACCAAAAAAGACUCGAAUGCCGUUUUGAGCCAGAUGGCUGAUUUUUCAAGCGUGCCCACUGUUUCUGACCUCUUGGUGUUUUGCUACCUUGGACUUGUUCGAAUGAAACUCCCUGUCUAUUUUAGCGACCUUUGGGGUCUGGCAUGUAGCGGAGAGUUGCCUUAUCUACGAGCAGAAAAUGUUAUUCCUUUGGAUCUGCGGCUGCGUGUUCCAGUGCAUGCCCUGAGAGUCUUCCACGGCGCUGCGGGAGAUAGGGUCGACCAUUUUGCGAAAAUGAAACACACAAUGCAUAUUCUUGGAAUAAGUAGCGAAUUUGCGCCCCCUAUCAAUUGGUAUCCGUUGCUGACUAAGACCGUUUUGCAGCUACGGUUGCCUUUGGAGAUAAUUGAGGAGGUGUCGAAUUUCAUCGAGCUGGCUAAAAUAGACAUGGGUAUAGACAUGCGCGGCGCGCACCAUCCGGAGUUGAAACUUUGGGCGCUUUUGAUAGUGACGGCGUGCGGACAUUUCAAAACGAAUGCAACAAAAUACAAGGUCUGGAAAUUGCUGCACGAGUCCAGGGCUGCAACCAAACACAAUAAGAUUGUGAUGCAGAACCAGAUAGUUAACAAGUCCGGUUUUCUGGAUCUUGUCAGCUGGACUGACAAGCAAACAGCAGAAUAUCUCGACUUUUUCGAGACAAGCAUACUGCCUAUUAUCUCGAAGGAAAACGUGGUAGACGACACCAACACCAAAUAUCACAUGCAGAAGAUGAUGACUAGCAGACUCUUCAACAUUUUCGACCUACCGUCUCGCGCUGAAACGGAAGAAGACCCUUUGACGCAAUUGGUGACAGAUUACCGAGCGUACGCCGAAUCUUCAGGCGACCACGACUAUAACGAGGCGGAGUUGAUAGCCGUAUUAAAAGCAGAAAUGCGUGCGCAUUAUGGGCUACGGACGCCCAUUAUUGAUAGGCUGGUCAGUUGGGCCCUGAAGAUGUUGGGCACCAUAUCAGCUUAUCAAUGA